This is a messenger RNA of Arachis ipaensis, 3156 nucleotides long. Its product is annotated as ATP-dependent DNA helicase Q-like SIM. Gene Ontology annotation, molecular function: four-way junction helicase activity; ATP binding; nucleic acid binding. Gene Ontology annotation, cellular component: chromosome; cytoplasm; nucleus. The record is from RefSeq and is a predicted model, not a curated record. Lineage: Eukaryota; Viridiplantae; Streptophyta; Magnoliopsida; Fabales; Fabaceae. Gene Ontology annotation, biological process: double-strand break repair via homologous recombination.
AGAAAUUAGAGAGAAACAGAAAAUAUAGAUAUUCAUCUGACGGCGUCGUUUACAGUUGGUUCCUCCUCCGAAUAUCGAUAUUCACUGUAGCGCGAGCGCCAAAGAGUUGGAGAUUCUCAUGUUAAUGUUUUGGUCACUCAAAAAACCAUUUGGCGCGGUUCCUGACGAAGAAUUCAGAAGAUAAUUUCUUCAGGGUAUGAAAUGGGUGCCAGUAACUUAUCCUUCGACCAAGUGCUUGUGGAAAUGCUUGAAAUGGGUUUUGAGUAUUCCAGCAUUGUAGAAGGCAUCAAAACAGUGGGUUUGUCUAUUCCCAAUGUUGUGGAGCAUAUCUUGACGGCUGGUAGUGGUAGUGGUAGAGCUACAACUAGCUCCAAAGCUUCCACUACCACCAUGCAGCCUUCAAAAUUUCGUGCUCCUCAUGGAAAAGCUCUCAAGAGAAAAGCUUUGUCCUCGACCAGCCAAGUUCGGCAGUCGAGCAUAUUGGACCAUUUUCAUUCCAAUGAUAAGUCCACUGUGUGCAAUAAGAUACGUGAUGUGGCAAUUGUUGAUCUAGAAAUGGUGAAUGAGCACGAUAAGCCUAUCUCUAAAAUGCCUGAUGAUGUGACCGUGAUGCCGGGACAAAUUGUAACUGGUCCAAUGGAAAAUUUGGUUGUUAUGUCUGAUUGGGAGACGAGAGUUGGUGGUCUCUUACAGAAGCAUUUUGGGAUUUUGUGUUUGAAGAGUUUUCAGAAGGAAGCGCUGAACGCAUGGGCAGCUCAUAAGGACUGCCUUGUCCUUGCUGCAACAGGAUCUGGGAAAUCAUUGUGCUUUCAGGUUCCUGCAUUGUUAACUGGGAAAGUGGUGGUUGUGAUAUCGCCAUUAAUAAGCUUGAUGCAUGAUCAAUGCUUAAAGCUAGCAAGACAUGGAGUCAGCGCUUGCUUUCUUGGGUCUGGGCAACCUGACAAUACUGUUGAAAAGAAAGCAAUGAGAGGCAUGUACAGCAUAAUAUAUGUUUGUCCAGAGACUGUCCUAAGAUUAAUACAACCACUGCAGAAGCUUGCAGAAAGUCAUGGUAUUGCAUUGUUCGCAAUUGAUGAGGUGCAUUGUGUUUCUAAAUGGGGUCAUGAUUUCCGUCCAGACUAUAGCCGAUUAUCUGUGCUGAGGGAAAAUUUCAGCACCAGCAAACUUAAAUUCCUGGAAUUUGACAUACCUUUGAUGGCCUUGACAGCUACAGCUACACACAGAGUUCAAGAAGAUAUUUUAAAAUCAUUACGCAUGUCAAAGGAAACAAUUGUUGUGCUUACAUCUUUCUUUCGAUCUAAUUUACGCUUCAUGGUAAAGCAUAGUGGAACUUCACAAGCCUUUUAUGAGAAAGAUUUUCAUGAAUUGAUUAAAGUAUAUGGUAGCAAGCUAAAUUCCAAUAAAAAUAAAAAGUCUUCCAUCUCAAAGGACUCGGAUGAUGUUUCCAGCAGCUCUGGUGCUGGUAGAAUCUCUAAUAAUGAUGAUGUUUCUCCUUAUGAUGUGGAUGACAACCAUGAUGAUUAUGGUGGCAGAUAUGUUAAUGUAAUGCGCUCAGGAAACACAGACAAUCUUGUAAAGGGAAAAGAGUUGUCUGUCGAGUUUCUGGAAAAUGACAACGAUGACUGUCAAAGCGUGGAUGAUUGGGAUGUUACCUGUGGUGAAUUUUGUGCACAAUCUCCUCCGAAGGACUGGGAGUUAUCUGAGAUAGAUGAUCCACCCAAGGAACCAGAAGGAAGUCUGAAAGUACUUAAAGGUCCUUUGGAGCAAGGACCGGCAAUCAUAUAUGUACCAACGAGAAAAGAAACGCUGAAAAUUGCAAAGUAUCUAUGCAAGUUUGGCGUGAAGGCUGCUGCCUAUAAUGCAGCGCUGCCCAAAUCACAUCUAAGAAGGGUUCACAAAGAAUUUCAUGAAAAUACCAUAGAGGUUGUUGUUGCAACAAUAGCAUUUGGCAUGGGGAUUGACAAGCCAAAUGUCAGAAGAAUCAUCCACUAUGGUUGGCCACAGAGUUUGGAAGCCUACUACCAAGAAGCUGGUCGGGCUGGUCGAGAUGGGAAAUUAGCAGACUGCAUUCUAUUUGCAAACCUAGCGAGAGUUCCAUCACUUUUGCCUAGUCGAAGAAGUGAAUAUCAGACAAAACAAGCAUAUAUCAUGUUGUCUGACUGUUUCAGAUACGGAAUGAACACGUCAUGCUGUCGAGCAAAGACACUUGUGGAAUACUUUGGAGAGGAAUUCAGUCAUAGAAAAUGUCUCUUAUGUGAUGUGUGUGUUGAUGGACCGCCUCAAAGGCAGAAUAUGAAAGACGAGGCGUGUAUAUUACUACAAACUAUUGCUGCUAGUCAUGCAUGUAGUUAUUCCAUGGAUGUUGCAUAUGAUGAUGAUAUACAUUUUGAAUAUGGAUAUGGAAGACAUGGAGAGAGGUUGUGCCUUAAGAAUAUUGUCGGAAAGAUACGGGAGCAGUCUCAAAAGUUUCUAAACACUGAUAUAUUAUUGUGGAGAGGUCUCUCUCGGAUUUUGGAAGCUAAAGGAUACAUCAGGGAGGGAGAUGACAAGACCCAUGUUCAGAUAAAAUUUCCGGAGCCAACAAAAUUGGGAUUGGAAUUUAUCAGGUCCAUGAGUGAAGAAGCUUUCUAUGUUUACCCAGAGGCAGAUAUGUUGCUUGCAGCGAAAACUCACAAACCAUAUUCCUCAUUCUCUGAAUGGGGUAAAGGUUGGGCUGAUCCUGAAAUCCGUCGCCAGCGUCUGGAAAGAAUGCAAGUCAAUAAAAAGCCAGAGACGCUGAGAAGUCCCAGGAAACAUCAAAAGAGAAAAGCCAAUAAAAUGAAACACGAUAUGAGGACUUCUCGCGGAAGACUUGAAGCAAAACUCACAAAAUAUAAGUGAUUCAUGAGGCUAUCGUGUGCGGUUAUUCUAACAUUAACAUACAAUUUACUCUGACAUAAGAAGUGAAUUAUUCAUGGUCAUUGCAAUUUCUUCAAGGAUAAUUAUGGAGUCUGGAUCAGAGAUAUAAUUUAAUGGUUACUAUUCUUGCUUAUCUGUGGAAGAAAACCACAUAUUAGGGAACUGAGAACCCACCAAACUGGUUCAGAUCUUUGUCUUCAAGCAUUGAUCACAACAAAUGGAUUGCUGUUAAUCCAAUAAUCAGGAUAUCUUUUUCUA